AUGUUUGUAGUUAUAGAGGUGAGUAACACGCCGACACCUUCAAUGCUCUCCUUGGUAGAGUACCUGGUGGGUAGCCUCGGUCCACAUACACCUAUAAACCUUGAAAUUGCAGGUGACACACAGAUACGACAAAGUCACGAUACUAUCUGAUUUGUGCGAUCAUCCGUCAGUUAAAUACAAGCUCGACGGCAGCAUAUCCCCCUCGACGACAGUUUCGGCGCCGACGCCGACGCCGCCAACAACUGCAACUUCCACGCCAACGUCUUCAGCGCAUCAGGGACGGCAGAGAGCGUCCAUCAACGACAUCGCCAGUGCCCUCUCCAAGAAGACGUCCCCUAUGCAGGCCGCCGUUCCGAACGCCAUCAAGUCCGAGGUCUGUAGUCUCUUGGGUUAUUCGAGCUGCAAGCAAUUUUAAAAAUAUUUGUUGAUCAAUCUUCAAAGUAAUUUCGAAAUCUUUUUUUGAUUUUUGAGGGCCCUUUCGGCGUAAUAAAUUGUAAAUAAGCCGCAUCUGCAGAGAAUUUAGACAUUAUAUAGACGAAAGAAACGUUUUCAGCCCAGCGAGUCAGCUCGAGCAUUGACGGCUUCCCCAUCUUCUGGAGCCAUUCCAAACGCCGCUUUGACGCGGUUACUGGAAGAUCAAGACAGAGCUCUUUUCUUGGUAAGCCUGAAAAGGGAAUCAUUUUCUAAAAGUUUUUUCUUCAGCAAAAGAAACAAGAGCAGGAUCGUCAGAACGCCGAGAUCCAGAGAAUGAUUUUGGCCCAUGCGAUGAAUUCGCCGUUCAUGAACCUCGACAAUUUGAACGAGAGAACGCAGUGAGUUUUUCCCGCUCAUUACGAGCGAUUCAUUUUUGUUGAAGCUGCUUUCAAGUGAACCGAACAGUUUUUCAGAAAGAAAAAAGAGUUAUUGUUAAUUGGAAACAGCUAGAAAAGCUUCAGAUCGCCUGAAGACGACGAACACGCGUCCAGUGAGACUAUCAGCAAAGCUGGGUCUGACGACGUCAAGACGGAACUCAUCGAAGGCGGCUCCAUCGGCGAAAACGACUUUGGCCUCGGAGCGACGGAUGAGCAGGUCCGCGCCUCCAUGAUUCAUCUUCUAAAUCCAGUACUGGGCAGCGCUUUUGGGGUAAGUCACGCGACGCGACUUUGUUCAAACGGAAAAAGUCUUUCAGCAACUACUCGAUGAGAACUCUGUGACGGCCACGACUCACUCGAACUCCAAACGAAAAGCUGCAGGCGAGGAGGGAACCACGACGAAGAAACAUCGGUGGCUGACGGCCGACGAACUCGAAGAAAGCCGAUCUGGACGCGGAAAGAACUGCGGACGUGUCCAUUGCAAGGCCACCUACAAAUGCGCGGUCAGAGUUUCGAAUUUCUGAAAAAAUGGAUUUAUGUUUUUGUUUUACCUCAACUUGAAGGUAAAUGGGCGGAAUUUUGAACUUUCGCUGAAAGUGCAUUUGCAGUAAAGUUGCUCUAUGGAGAAUACGGAAAUGAUUUCUCAUACUUGAAUUUUUCCUCUAUCUAUCCUGUUCCAACCGAAUAACCUGUUCACCCAAUUAAUUUUCUAGCUGUGCGGAAAACCGACGACGCUCAACUCGACCGGCUCCCGCUGGAACCUCCUUCGACACGUGAUCAUGAUUCAUUCGGAGUGCAAGCCUUACAAGGUAUGGAAAAUCGUGUUCGGGGUUUUGCAUGGUCCAGCGUGUUGAUUGGGUCCUUCUGUGUGUGGUUGUAACUGUGGUUUGUUGCUUGCAGUGCUGGGACUGCGACUUCACCGGCAUCAAGAGCAACGUCAUCUCGCAUGCGCGACAGAGUCGCCACCGUUCCGACGACGCCCACGACAUCACGUCAGUUCUUUCUGCUUUUUGUCGAUUUUUUUUCCUCUGCUUUCUAAUUCGAUCUGACCCGAAAGACUUCUUGGGCGUAAGUAGAAUAUCAUUUCAUUGAAUGCCUUUUUAAAUGUCUCAUUCAGAAAGUUCAGUGAGCCAAUCGUGAGUUUCACAUGUUUUUCCAGUUUUAUAUUUUGCAUAUGUAGUGUGUUAUCUUCGAAGUGUGUGGUGAUUAGUGAAUUCGAAAGUUCUCUAGAAAGUAUUUGUCAAAACUCGUGUUUAUGUUUUUCUUUUUUUUUCCAUUCUGUGAUUGGAGUGAAGCAUGAGUCUAUCUCCUAACAAAUGGAAUGAGAAAAGAUCUAUUUUCCCUAAUAAGAAAUGUUCUCGACGUAGGCGAGAGUGCUUUUUAAUACGUUAGAUGAAGCUCAUGAAAAUUAAAACUGUGCAGCUUUUCAUUUGUGACUUUUUCUCAAAGAUAAGUAGUUCUGAAGGCUGAGAAUUUUGAGACCUUGAGGCAGAACAUUUAGAACAAACAGUGUUUAAGAUAAUUCCAGGAAACUGAAGUUUUCAAUGGGAUGACUAUUUUUAAGAAUAAAUUGGAAAUUAGUUUCGUGGGUUCAUGAGUCCUCAGUCCGAUUAAACUACAUAAAACUGGGUACUGUUUUUUCUAACCUGAGUACUUCAGGACGGACGAGAUGCGCGGCGAGUGGAACUCCCUGCUCCACCAAUGCUUCCCCGACUACGUUCGUGCCAAGGAGCGCGGCUGGACCGAAGACCUCUCCGCCACGGCCAUUUCGACGCCAGAGAAGACCGCCGUCACCUGCUGA
Caenorhabditis auriculariae is the source of this 2652-nucleotide messenger RNA. NCBI's taxonomy places the organism in Eukaryota, Metazoa, Nematoda, Chromadorea, Rhabditida, Rhabditidae. The record is from the annotation of a GenBank genome assembly.